GGAGGAGAGAGGGGAGGAGAGAGGGGAGGUAGAGUGGGGAGAAGGGGAGAGGAAGAGAGGAGGACUCGGAGGGGAGCGAGGAGGCCGCGGCGGGCUCAGGGGCACGUCGGCCGGGCCACCUCCGCGAGCCAGACGUCGCCAUUCCGCUGCUCGGGGCGCCGCCGCCGCCGCCACCGCGCCCGGGGGCCAUGCUCCCGCCGCCCCCGCGCCAGCCGCCGCCCCAGGCGCGGGCGGCCCGCGGCGCGGUGAGCCUGCAGCGGGCCUUUCUGCGCGGCCCGCUGGGCGUGCUGCGGCUGCUGCAGCUGCUGGCCGGCGCCGCCUUCUGGAUCACCAUCGCCACAAGCAGGUACCAGGGCCCGGUGCACUUCGCGCUCUUCGUGUCCGUGCUCUUCUGGCUGCUGACCCUGGGCCUCUACUUCCUCACGCUGCUGGGCAAGCACGAGCUGGUGCCCGUGCUGGGCUCGCGCUGGCUGGUUGUCAACGUGGCGCACGACCUGCUGGCGGCCGCGCUCUACGGCGCCGCGAUGGGCAUCAUGAUCAGCCAGACGCAGAGCCACAGCUACUGCAACCUCAAGGAUUACCAGAUGUCCUGCGCCUACCACGCCUUCCUGGCGGCCGCCGUCUGCGGCGGCCUCUGCCUCGGCCUCUACCUGCUCUCGGCGCUCUACGGCUGCUGCCGCCACUACCAGGGCGAGCAGGAGGUGGCGUGAGGUCGCUGCGCCGCGGGGCGGGGGACCCGUCCUUCCUGCCGCCGCCGCCCCGCGCCCGUGCGCCCCGGCUCCCUCCCCUCGCCCUGCGUUCCCGCCGCCGCCAGCGCCCCGGCGCCCGGAUCGCAGUUCCCGUCCGACGGCUUCGCCGCCGUCCAGAGUCCGGACAGCUGCGCUGUCUCCUGGGACCAGGGCAGGGCCGCAUCCGAGGGGCGGACGCACUCUUUCAGUCAGGCCGCCCCGAGGCGAAGCCUCGCUGUUCCUCUUCCCCUUCCCGGCCGAGAGCGAGACGUGGACAGGCGCCGCGUAGAUCCGGGGGAGGCUCCCAAAUUGGAACCAGUCUGCUGGCGGCGCCACUGCCCCCUCCCUCCCGCUCCGCGUUCGGAAGAGCACCCCCUUGCCCUGGCCUCUCUUCCAGCCCCGAGUGCUGAAAAAGGCAGGCAUGACGCCGCGGGCGUAGCUGGGGACGGGCCUCCACUGGUCCUGGGAUGAGCGACGGGUGUGGUUUUAGUUUGGGAUUGUGCGGGCAUCCUGCGCAGUCCUUCCGGGCCAUCCCUCGGUGCUUUGAUGUCUUGCGCUGGGGCCCACCUGCAAAGGUGAGGAUGGAUAGGGGGCUGUACCCUUGCACCUUUGGAGUCUUCUUUCUCCUCCUCCUGUUCCGCCUUUGUCCUCGCGGUUCACGGAGGCCAGUUCCUAACGCCCACUAGCUUCCCUAGCCUCGCCUUCCCAGCCUUCCUCUCACAGGUUUCUGUUCCAUCCCCACCUCCCAAUAUCUUUUUUGCAUUAGGGAUACCACACCAGCGUCAAGGAAUGUUAGGCGAACCCCACCCCCUUCUUUUUGCAGAUGGAGACUCAGAGCUUGCUCUUGCGAACAGCCAGAAAAAGAUUAGAAACCGGUCUUUGGACUCCCAGUCUAGCGUUGUUUACUUUAAAGCAUUGGUUGUUCCCAGGAAUCCGGACUCUGGAGCUACCCUCUCAUAGAGGGUUUCAAGGCCAAAAGGGUUUGUCUAAGGUGCUUUCUCCCCUUCUUGAAGAUUCACAAUGCUCAUUAGCAUAUGAAAGGCUCUGAGAAGUCCUGCUCUAAAAGAAGCCCAAGUAACUCAGUUUACAGUGUUAACUGCCUCUGGACCUGGACCAGUUUUUUCCACCUAAGGUUCCAAGCAGCCGUAUGUCGUCCUGGCUCUCAUUUAUCACGAAGGGUGCCGACCCAUUGGCUGUGGUCUGUUUGAAGACAAGGGGCACUCCUUCUCUUUCCCAGGGAAUUUCUAUAGCAGAAGGAGGCCCCGCACCCCCUUCAUUAAAGAGAAGAUAGCCAGCCCUGCCAGGCCAGUGAGAGCCUGGGGAAACUGUGGAUUGAACAUUCCUUUACAUUGUUUGGGAAAUGAAGCCAAGGUUAUCCUGAUGGUUUCCUGGUUUCCCAGUCAAAAGGAACAUCACCUGUAAGAGAUGCUGGCAUUGACCAUGAGCAACUGGCAGGGGUGGGUCGCACCAAACAGAGAAGAAAACUCGGGAUUUGGGAUGAACAGCUGGCCCAGCCUCGGUAAGGUUUCCAUGUUGCUGAGGCCAUGGAGACUCCCAGAGCCAGUCAUUCUGACCUCUCCCAGGGCCCACUUCCCUGGGCCAGCAGAGGGUUUCAGUGUCUUCACUGGCCAUAUAAGGAGAUCAUCACAUAAGCUGCAUCCUCCGCUCAGAUCCAGCCCUUUGAGGACCUCUUCUUAGCCCCCAGCCCAUAGUGCUUUGUCUGUGGUUAGCUGACCUUACUCAGGAGCAGACGUCUCCUUGGCCUUCAUGGUACCUUAUACAGCCACAUGUGCCUGAAACAUUCCAGAGCUCACUGGCUCGUCUAGAUGUGCCUUCCCACUUGGCCUCCCGCAGCUUCUCCAGAUGUGAGAAGGACAUGAAGACGGCUCCCACACCCAUCCUCUCCUCCCCCUCGGGGCUCUGUGCCAUGGGAGUGGCUACCUGAGCUGGCCCGGAACUUUUGGAUACUGGAGGCAGUCUCCUUGGCCUCCCUCUUUGGACUCCAGGACUCGAUCCAACCUGACACUGCUGUGGGCUGCCCCCAGCCCAAAAGUCUGGGACCACUUGUGGGCCCAGGAGAGGAUUUCUCCAGUAUUCUACAAAGGCCAAAGAGAGGGUGUGCGUGGGAGGGUGAGGGAGGGUAGGGAGAGGGGACCGAUGUGCCUCAUUCAGUAGUUUAGUGGUGAUUACUAAUAUGCUUUUCUGAAUAAAGUUUGUUUGUCUGAUCUGG
Balaenoptera acutorostrata (minke whale) is the source of this 2958-nucleotide messenger RNA. It is a transcript of the gene MARVELD1, whose product is annotated as MARVEL domain containing 1. Gene Ontology annotation, molecular function: structural constituent of myelin sheath. The transcript is spliced from 3 exons. The coding region runs from base 189 to 710 and encodes 173 amino acids. Gene Ontology annotation, biological process: myelination. Gene Ontology annotation, cellular component: membrane. The record is from RefSeq and is a predicted model, not a curated record. Lineage: Eukaryota; Metazoa; Chordata; Mammalia; Artiodactyla; Balaenopteridae.